GUGAUUCUGCAAAAAGUGGACGCUCGCGAAAUAGCAGGCGAGUGAUGAAGUUGAAGAAUUUGCAGAAUUAACACAACGGCAGCGUAUUGGAGCCUUCCAACACGAUCGUUUAACGAAAGUUUCACGAAAGCAUUCCUCUUUUUGCCCCCAAUAUUUGCACAGCGCCGCUGACGAAUUCGUUAGACGAGCCACAACAUUCCGGUCUCCCACACGCUUUUUCGACUGUGAUCGAUUCCGUUUUUGGAGAAAUCACACACGUAAAUCGAAUGUGAUUUUCUCGCCUUAUCAGUGCUUUUAUCUCUGGUGUGCAAGUGACAAAAAAAGGAGGCGCAUGUGGCAAAAGAGUUCAUUACAAUUGAAUUAGCAAUUAAGUGGAGCAACAGAAGUGAGAGAAGUCUUACUUGUGGUUCUUUGCAUUCUACGUGAGAACAAAUGCAAUUAGUCCAGAAAGUGGCAAGGAAGCGCGAGGAGGUAUCAUUUGAGAGGACACGAUUGGCGAUUCGCUGGAGUAAAAGGCAGCUAAAUACUCCAUAAAACACGUGGAGCGAGAGAGAAAGAGAGAGAGAGAAAUCAUCUCGUGGGAGAGAAUAAGUGAUUUUAUCAGUGGAGGAGGCAUUGGAGAAAAGUACUGGAAAUUACAGAGAAAUAUCAAAAACUUCUGGGAGCAACUCUGAGGCAAGCAGAACAAUGUCGCGACAUUUGGUGGCGGUUUGCGUUGUCUGUCUUCUGUGUGCUGAUCACAUGCCGUGCAAGGAGCAUGUCGCUGAUCUCACACAACCUGAACUACCGUCUCACAUAUCACAAGACUUUCACGACGCUCCUCGUGCUGUCGCGAAGAGGCAUGCGGCGAUUCAUCAUCAUGUUGAGGAGGAGGAGCAUGAUCCGGGCAGGAGCUUCCUGAAGCAGAUUUUCAAGAAGUUCGGCAACGAGAGCGACAUGACCAUGAGUUUGGCGGGUUUUGAGAAUAUGCUGGAACAAUUGGGUCUCGUGAAGUACCUCCAGGAGAGGAAUUCAGUUGCAGAAGCAACUGUGGCAGCUACAAAUCCAAAUGAUUCUUGCAUUUCCAGUGAAACCCUUGUGGAGAGAUUAUCACGUGAUAAGAUAUCAAAAUCCAGUGAGGAAUCUACUGAGCGGCAUAAGAAGGACACUCUUAAACUCACCGAAGUCGAUAUGAAGGCAGUUUUCCCCAUUCUUAUGCAUCAUCUUGUGGCGAAACCCACCUCAAUAGAGAGACUUGGUUGUCUAACAUCCGAGCAGUUUAUCACUGAUCAUCAUCCGCACACAGAAGCGGACAAUUUUAUGGCAGUUAGUGAAGAUACAACUUUAGUGUGGAUUUAUGCGUCUCUCUCGAUACUGGGCGUCAGUCUAUGCGGCCUCUUGGGAGUCGCUGUUAUACCAUGCAUGGAGAAGAAGUACUACCAUCACGUGCUGCAAUUUCUCGUGGCUCUGGCAGUGGGAACACUGUGUGGCGAUGCUCUGCUGCAUCUCUUGCCGCACGCCAUGAUGAGCAUCUCACACCAUCACCACGAUGACGGCGGCGAGGAUGAUCACACGACUAUGACGCUGAAGGGACUCGUGGCGGUGAUGGGAAUUGUCUUCUUCUACGCCACCGAGCGUGGGCUGACCAUGAUUGCUGAGUGGAGGAAGCAGCGUCAGAAGAAGGAGAAACCACCGUCACGCGUGCGUGUGAUGCGAGAUCCGGAAUCGGCGUCGCUCAACAAUGCGACUGGAGAGAAAUUGUGCAAGCACAAGUACAGCUCGUAUCCGUAUUGCUAUGAUGAGAUCGCCAUGGAGACGAAGGAUGACCAUCACUUGCACAACAACUAUGAGAAGCCGGGAUCGCCGAGUGGGCAGAAAGUGCCGCAAAGUCGAAAGCACAAUUCUGUGCUGCCGUUUGCGCGACCACAGCCUGAGCAGCAGCAUCAGGAGGCGCUGAUGCACAAUUACACCAUUUCGUCGGCAUUGAGUGAGAACCACAAGGAGGCGACGGCGGCUGUGGCUGAGAAGCCCGAGGUGCCGCCUGAAGAGGUGCCCGCGCAGCCCGUGGAGGAGGCAGCUAAGAGCGAACCGCGCCAUGAGCACAAGUACACGGUGAUUCUGCGGGAGCAUGAGUCGCAGCAUCACGGCCACUCGCACACGCACGGUCACGUUCACUCGCCGCCCAGCUCACUCUCGUCCGUGGCAUGGAUGGUCGUAAUGGGUGAUGGAUUGCACAAUUUCACCGACGGAAUGGCAAUCGGAGCGGCUUUCUCCAACAACAUUGCUGGUGGAUUUUCAACAGCAAUCGCCGUGUUUUGUCAUGAACUUCCACACGAGUUGGGCGACUUUGCUGUGCUACUGAAGGCGGGAAUGUCUGCCCGCCAGGCUGUCUACUACAAUUUGCUGUCGUCAGUGCUUAGUUUCUUUGGUAUGGUGUUAGGUGUCUUCAUUGGUGACACUCCUGAGGCUUCCGGAUGGAUUUUUGCUGUUGCCGCUGGGAUGUUUCUCUACAUCGCUCUCGUGGAUAUGAUGCCGGAACUUACAUCGUCUCAUCAGGAGAAAUGUGCUGUGUCCACGUGUAUUCUGCAAGUUUGUGGAAUGCUGGUUGGCCUCUGUGUAAUGUUGCUGAUUGCACUCUAUGAAAAUGAUCUCAAGAGCAUCUUCACAGCUGAUCACGGUCACUCUCACUAUCAUCACCAUCAUCAGCAUUAGGAAGGGCUGCUCUUCUAUACUUUGGAAGCGGAAAGAGAGUUAGAGGAUGAAAAGUUUGGGUGAAACAGCAGCAGGAGAGCAUAUUAGGUUUUAUAAUUAUUUUUUAGAAUUGAGAGAAGAAGUAGAAUUUUACAAUUUUUAUCUUAUAUUUUGUCAAUAUAUAUAUAUAUACAUAUAACAUGUAAUUUAGGUAGGGAAAAAAAGAUAGAGAAGAAGGAAGGAAAGGAAAUUUACAAUGCAAAAAUGAGACGUAGAUUUACGUGGGUUUUACACGGAAAAACAAAAAAAAGAGACCAUCAAUAGAUCUUCUCAGUCAAUUAGGAAGCAAGGAAAAGAGCGAAGAAAAUGAUAAAAAAUCAAACAGGAAAAGUGUUUUGAUGGUUCACUUAAAGGUAUUUUUGUUUUGUGGAUUUUGAGAAAACUUAAUUUUCCAUUAGUUUUAAUGUAGAAUCCAACUGAUUUUUUUUCUUAAUUAACACUCAGAAACAGAAAACUUAAUGCUAUAUGACAAAGCUGCCAAUUUGUUUAAGUUGAAAUAUUUAACUGAAGAUUGUAUACAUAUUUUCCUCUGUUGGCAAACUUACAGCACUCAGACAGUCAUGCAAUUAGCCUAAUUAUUUAAUAGUUACUCUAUAUAAACAUACAAUGUCAGUUGAAUAAAAUCAUCUCUAAAGUCAGAUUAAGAAUUUUGUGAUUAACUAGGAAAGACUGCUUCAAAAUCGACGACACAAUAACAAGAAAGAAAAAUGUUGGAACAUUUGGAAUGUAAUUAAAAAGAAGAAAAAAACCGUACCAAAAUUUUCACCAGCUGCAAGAGGGGAAUAUUUACGGAAAAGUGUCAAAUUCUCACCUAAGAAAAUCAGUGUUAGUGUAGAACGAAAAAUUGCUCGUAAUUUUUUCAAUCAUUCAAGAUGAUGAAGAUGAAGAGGAAAUAAAAUCUGUGCUGAAAAUAA
Messenger RNA from Phlebotomus argentipes, 3644 nucleotides. It is a transcript of the gene foi, whose product is annotated as zinc transporter foi. NCBI's taxonomy places the organism in Eukaryota, Metazoa, Arthropoda, Insecta, Diptera, Psychodidae. The record is from RefSeq and is a predicted model, not a curated record. Gene Ontology annotation, cellular component: membrane. The transcript is spliced from 6 exons. Gene Ontology annotation, molecular function: zinc ion transmembrane transporter activity. Gene Ontology annotation, biological process: zinc ion import across plasma membrane; intracellular zinc ion homeostasis. Bases 688 to 2691 code for a protein of 667 amino acids.